CCCGCCCCAUUCUCCCGCUUUCCAUCACCCCGCCCCAUUCUCCCUCCUUCCAUCACCGGCCCCAUUCUCCUCCUUCCAUCACCCCGCCCAUUCUCCGCUUUCCAUCAACCCGCCCCAUUCUCCCCCUUUCCAUCACCCCGCCCAUUCUCCCGCUUUCCGUCACCCCGCCCCAUUCUCCCGCUUUCCAUCAACUCGCCCCAUUCUCCCUCCUUCCAUCACCCCGCCCCCAUUCUUCCGCUUUCCAUCACACCCGCCCCAUUCUCCUGCUUUCCAUCACCUCGCCCCAUUCUCCCGCUUCCAUCACCCCGCCCAUUCUCCCGCUUUCCAUCACCCCGCAACAUUCUCCCUCCUUCCAUCACCUCGCCCCAUUCUCCCGCUUUCCAUCACCCCGCCCCAUUCUCCCGCUUUCCAUCAACCCGCCCGAUUCUCCCGCUUUCCCUCACCCCGCCCCAUUCUCCUGCUUUCCAUCACCCCGCCCCAUUCUCCCGCUUUCCAUCACCCCCGCCCCAUUCUCCCGCUUUCCACCACCCCGCCCCAUUCUCCCUCUUUCCAUCACCCCGCCCCAUUCUCCCGCCUUCCAUCGCCCCGCCCCAUUCUCCCGCCUUCCAUCACCCCGCCCCAUUCUCCCGCUUUCCAUCGCCCCGCCCCAUUCUCCCGCUUUCCAUCACCCCCGCCCCAUUCUCCCGCGUUCCAUCACCCCGCCCCAUUCUCCCUCCUUCCAUCACCCCGCCCCAUUCUCCCUCCUUCCAUCACCCCGCCCCAUUCUUCCCGCUUUCCAUCACCCCGCCCCCAUUCUCCCGCUUCCAUCACCCCGCCCCAUUCUCCCUCCUUCCAUCACCCCGCCCCAUUCUCCCGCUUUCCAUCACCCCGCCCCAUUCUCCCGCUUUCCAUCACCCCGCUCCAUUCUCCCGCUUUCCAUCACCCCGCUGCAUUCUCCCGCUUUCCAUAACCCUUCCCCAUUCUCCCUCCUUCCAUCACCCCGCCCCAUUCUCUCUCCUUCCAUCACCCCGCCCCAUUCUCCCGCUUUCCAUCACCCCGCACCAUUCUCCCGCUUUCCAUCACCCCGCCCCAUUCUCCCGCUUUCCAUCACCCCGCGCCAUUCUCCCGCUUUCCAUCACCCCGCCCCAUUCUCCCUCCUUCAAUCACCCCGCCCUAUUCUCCCACUUUCCAUCACCCCGCCCCAUUCUCCCGCUUUCCAUCACCCCGGCCCAUUCUCCCGCUUUCCAUCACCCCACCCCAUUCUCCCGCUUUCCAUCACCCCGCCCCAUUCUCCCGCUUUCCAUCACCCCGACCCAUUCUCCCGCUUUCCAUCACCCCGCCCCAUCCUCCCGUUUUCCAUCACCCCGCCCCCAUUCUCCCUCCUUCCAUCACCCCGCCCCAUUCUCCCGCUUUCCAUCAUCCCGCCCCAAUCUCCCGCUUUCCAUCCCCCCGCCCAUUCUCCCUCUUUCCAUCACCCCGCCCCAUUCUCCCUCCUUUCCAUCACCCCGUCCCAUUCUCCUGCUUUUUUGUCACCCCGUUCCCAUUCUCCCGCUUUCCAUCACCCCCGCCCCAUUCUCCCCGCUUUUCCAUCACCCCGCCCCAUUCUCCCGCUUUCCAUCAUCCCGCCCCAUUCUCCCGCGUUCCAUCACCCCGCCCAUUCUCGCUCCUUCCAUCACCCCGCCCCAUUCUCCCGCUUUCCAUCACCCCGCCCCAUUCUCCCGCUUUCCAUCACCCCGCUCCAUUUCUCCCGCUUUCAUCACCCCGCCCCAUUCUCCCUCCUUCCAUCACCCCGCCCCAUUCUCCCGCUUUCCAUCACCCCCGCCCAUUCUCCCGCUUUCCAUCACCCCCGCCCCUUCUCCCUCCUUCCAUCACCCCGCCCCAUUCUCCCGCUUUCCAUCACCCCCGCCCAUUCUCCCGCUUUCCAUCACCCCGCCCCAUUCUCCCGCUUUCCAUCACCCCCGCCCCAUUCUCCCGCUUUCCAUCACCCCGCCGCAUUUCUCCCGCUUUCCAUAACCCUGCCCCAUUCUCCCUCCUUCCAUCAUCCCGCCCCAUUCUCCUCCUUCCAUCACCCCGCCCCAUUCUCCCGCUUUCCAUCACCCCGCACCAUUCUCCCGCUUUCCAUCACCCCGCCCCAUUCUCCCGCUUUCCAUCACCCCGCGCUCAUUCUCCCGCUUUCCAUCACCCCGCCCCAUUCUCCCUCCUUCCAUCACCCGCCCUAUUUUUUUCCAAUCACCCUCUUUCCCCAUCGCCCGCUUUCCAUCACCCCGCCCCAUUCUCCCGCUUUCCAUCACCCCGCCCCAUUCUCCCGCUUUCCAUCACCCCGCCCCAUUCUCCGCUUUCCAUCACCCCGCCCCAUUCUCCCGCUUUCCAUCACUCCGCCCCCUUCUCCCGCUUUCCAUCACCCCGCCCCAUUCUCCCGCUUUCCAUCACCCCGCCCCAUCUCCCGCUUUCUAUCACCCCGCCCCAUUCUCCCUCCUUCCAUCACCCCGCCCCAUUCUCCCGCUUUCCAUCACCCCGCCCCAUUCUCCCGCCUUUCCAUCACCCUGCCCCAUUCUCCCUCCUUCCAUCACCCCGCCCCAUUCUCCCUCCUUCCAUCACCCCGCCCCAUUCUCCCGCUUUCUAUCACCCCGCCCCAUUCUCCCGCUUUCCAUCACCCCGCGCCAUUCUCCCGCCUUUCCAUCACCCCGCCCCAUUCUCCCUCCUUCCAUCACCCCGCCCCAUUUCUCCCGCUUUCCAUCACCCCGCCCCAUUCUCCCGCGUUCCAUCACCCCGCCCCAUUCUCCCUCCUUCCAUCACCCCGCCCCAUUCUCCCUCCUUCCAUCACCCCGCCCUAUUCUCCCGCUUUCCAUCACCCCGCCCCAUUCUCCCGCUUUCCAUCACCCCGCCCCAUUCUCCCGCUUUCCAUCACCCCGCCCCAUUCUCCCGCUUUCCAUCACCCCGCCCCAUUCUCCCGCUUUCCAUCACCCCGCCCCAUCUCCCGCUUUCUAUCACCCCGCCCCAUUCUCCCUCCUUCCAUCACCCCGCCCCAUUCUCCCUCCUUCCAUCACCCCGCCCCAUUCUCCCGCUUUCCAUCACCCUGCCCCAUUCUCCCUCCUUCCAUCACCCCGCCCCAUUCUCCCUCCUUCCAUCACCCCGCCCCAUUUUCCCGCUUUCUAUCACCCCGCCCCAUUCUCCCGCUUUCCAUCACCCCGCGCCAUUCUCCCGCUUUCCAUCACCCCGCCCCAUUCUCCCUCCUUCCAUCACCCCGCCCCAUUCUCCCGCUUUCCAUCACCCCGCGCCAUCCUCCCGUUUUCCAUCACCCCGCCCCAUUCUCCCUCCUUCCAUCACCCCGCCCCAUUCUCCCGCUUUCCAUCACCCCGCCCCCAUUCUCCCGCGUUCCAUCACCCCGCCCCAUUCUCCCUCCUUCCAUCACCCCGCCCCAUUCUCCCUCCUUCCAUCACCCCGCCCCAUUCUCCCGCUUUCCAUCACCCCGCCCCAUUCUCCCGCUUUCCAUCACCCCGCCCCAUUCUCCCUCCUUCCAUCACCCCGCCCCAUUCUUCCUCCUUCCAUCACCCCGCCCCAUUCUCCCUCUUUCCAUCACCCCGCCCCAUUCUCCUUCCUUCCAUCACCCCGCCCCAUUCUCCCUCCUUCCAUCACCCCGCCCCAUUCUCCCGCUUUCCAUCACCCCGCCCCAUUCUCCCGCUUUCCAUCACCCCGCCCCAUUCUCCCGCUUUCCAUCACCCCGCCCCAUUCUCCCGCUUUCCAUCACCCCGCUGCAUUCUCCCGCUUUCCAUAACCCUUCCCCAUUCUCCCUCCUUCCAUCACCCCGCCCCAUUCUCUCUCCUUCCAUCACCCCGCCCCAUUCUCCCGCUUUCCAUCACCCCGCACCAUUCUCCCGCUUUCCAUCACCCCGCCCCAUUCUCCCGCUUUCCAUCACCCCGCGCCAUUCUCCCGCUUUCCAUCACCCCGCCCCAUUCUCCCUCCUUCCAUCACCCCGCCCUAUUCUCCCGCUUUCCAUCACCCCGCCCCAUUCUCCCGCUUUCCAUCACCCCGGCCCAUUCUCCCGCUUUCCAUCACCCCGCCCCAUUCUCCCGCUUUCCAUCACCCCGCCGCAUUCUCCCGCUUUCCAUAACCCUGCCCCAUUCUCCCUCCUUCCAUCAUCCCGCCCAUUCUCCCUCCUUCCAUAA
Messenger RNA from Closterium sp. Naga37s-1, 4145 nucleotides. NCBI's taxonomy places the organism in Eukaryota, Viridiplantae, Streptophyta, Zygnematophyceae, Desmidiales, Closteriaceae. The record is from the annotation of a GenBank genome assembly.